Messenger RNA from Cooperia oncophora, 468 nucleotides. Lineage: Eukaryota; Metazoa; Nematoda; Chromadorea; Rhabditida; Trichostrongylidae. The record is from the annotation of a GenBank genome assembly.
AUGCAGGGAAUGGAUGUAUUGUACUGGAUCAGCCUUUUGCUUCAUCUAUUUCAAAAUGUUUUCGGAAUGGCUGCUAAUGGUAUUCUCAUAUUCUUGGUGCUGAAGAAAACUCCGAAACAAAUGGGAACCUACUCGAUCCUCAUUUUCAACUUCGCCAUCUUCGAUUUUCUCGCAUGCGCAGCGGCGCUUUUUGUGCAGCAAAGAAUCGUUUCCGGUGGACUCAGCCUCUUCUUUGUUUCCUAUGGACCAUGUGUACUCUUUGGAGCUUUGGGCUGUUUUAUUGGAUACAGUGUAAUGAUACACUGCUAUGCUCAUGGACUAUGGACUCUAUUAUACUCGUUUUCAUACCGUUACUACGUUUUGAGGCGACCGCAACCUAGACGCAGGACUGUUGCAAUCACUAUUCUUCUGAUCUAUCUGCCGUCUUUAUUUCAACUUAUAACAUUCUCCACCGCGAACGAUGGAUGA